This is a messenger RNA of Rotaria sp. Silwood1, 396 nucleotides long. NCBI's taxonomy places the organism in Eukaryota, Metazoa, Rotifera, Eurotatoria, Philodinida, Philodinidae. The record is from the annotation of a GenBank genome assembly.
AUGACCAAUUUAUCUGAUUUAAUUCGAUCAAAAGUUGAUCAAAUUGAACAUACAUUUAAUAUAUCAUUAAUUAUAUUAGAAAGAUAUAGAAAAACAUUUAUUGAAAUAUUUGGUGGAAAUCAAUAUAAAUUACUUUAUUCCGAUUAUCAAUAUAAAAGAACAUCAAAUCAAAUAAAUUCUAAAUUAAAUACAAAAAAUAAAUUAAAUAAAUGUUCACAUCAAGAUUUAUAUUUACUUAUUUGGAUAAUAUAUAUAUUAGCUAAAACAAUUUAUCCAUCAACUAUGAAUGAUUUUAUUACUUUAUUUCAUUUACUUAUUUCUUCUUUUUCUUUUAUUUAUUAUCAUGCUAAAUUAGUUAAGUUGACUUAUUUAGUUAAAAAUAAACAUUCAUUAUAA